AUGGCGGAGUGUGACGACACGUACGAGGAAGCAAAGAAACCGAAAUUUGACAACCAUCAAUUCCGUGCGUUAUUUACACCGCAAAUGAACAAACUUGCUGAUAUAUUUAAACGAUAUAACUAUGAACUACGGAUUGCUGGUGGCGCUGUUAGAGAUCUACUUGGACAUAUCAUGCCACAGGAUGUUGAUCUAGCAACGACGGCAACACCUGAAGAAAUGAAAGUUAUGUUUGAAAAAGAAGGUGUUAGAAUGUUAAAUACAAAAGGAGAAAAACAUGGGACAAUAACUGCCAGAAUUAAUGAUAAAGAGAACUUUGAAGUGACAACAUUGCGAAUCGAUAAAGUGACUGAUGGCAGACAUGCAGAGGUAGAGUUUACAAAAGAUUGGGAACUAGAUGCUGAGAGAAGAGACUUGACAAUCAAUUCAAUGUUUUUAGGUUUGGAUGGUACUUUAUAUGAUUUCUUCGGUGGUCAACAAGAUCUGGCAGAAAAGAAAGUUGAAUUUGUUGGUAAUGCGGUUUCAAGAAUUCAGGAAGAUUACCUUAGAAUUCUUCGGUAUUUCAGAUUUUAUGGGAGAAUAAGUGAUAGUGAUGAUAAUCAUAAUAUCCACACAUUGAAAGCUAUUGAAGACAAUGCUGCAGGACUGGCAGAUAUAUCUGGUGAAAGAAUAUGGAUGGAACUGAAAAAGAUUUUAAUUGGUCGUCUUGCACCAAGCACAUUAAGAUGCAUGUAUCAACUUAGACUGCCACAAUACAUUGGUCUUCCUGUGGAUGGUAAUGUUGAUGAAUUUAAAUUUGUAUGGAACAGAUCACUUUCCAUGAAUCCUAAAUCAAUGACAGUCCUGUGUGCUUUAUUUAAUAAAGAAGAAGAUGUUAUAAUACUAGAUAAAAGAGUCAAACUUUCUGUUCAGGAAAGGAAGUUGGGAUUGUUCCUCGUUAGUAGUCGUCAAGAUGUAAUGGAUACUGAUGAGUUGAAACCCUUCAAGGAUAUGGUAGGACAAACCAAAGACAAACAGAUAUUCCCCAAAGUAUUAGAACUUUUAAAAUACAAAGGAAACAUUCAGUUAUAUCAAGAUUUUCAAAAAUGGGAAAUUCCAAAAUUUCCAGUUUCGGGAAAAGACCUGAUAAAUAUGGGAAUACAACCAAACAAGAAAUUUGGACGUUACAUGGAUAGACUACGAGAAGUCUGGAAAAACAGUGAUUACACAUGUACAAAAGAGAGUUUACUACAACAUGCAGAGCAGUUCAAAUCCAACUAG
This is a messenger RNA of Saccoglossus kowalevskii, 1257 nucleotides long. Its product is annotated as CCA tRNA nucleotidyltransferase 1, mitochondrial-like. Gene Ontology annotation, biological process: tRNA 3'-terminal CCA addition; mitochondrial tRNA 3'-end processing. Gene Ontology annotation, cellular component: mitochondrion. The record is from RefSeq and is a predicted model, not a curated record. NCBI's taxonomy places the organism in Eukaryota, Metazoa, Hemichordata, Enteropneusta, Harrimaniidae. Gene Ontology annotation, molecular function: nucleotidyltransferase activity; tRNA binding.